Molecule: messenger RNA, 558 nt
Organism: Gongylonema pulchrum
Lineage: Eukaryota; Metazoa; Nematoda; Chromadorea; Rhabditida; Gongylonematidae
Source: the annotation of a GenBank genome assembly
AGGUUACUUGCCGAUUGUGCUCAUAUUUUUCAUCGUAAACGUCUCAAACAAUAUGGCAGUGCGUUAUGGUGUCUCCAUGCCGCUUUUCAUCGUGUUUCGUUCGAGCACUCUUCUGGCGAAUGUCUUGCUUGGUUAUCUGUUACGUAACAGGCUGUGCUCAUUUAAAAAAUUCAUUGCGAUAAUUCUUGUUACUGUUGGUGUUGUGCUUUUUACGGUGGCUGAUGAACUGUCGAAGCGUGCAAGCACCAAUCAGCAGCAGCAGCAGCAGGGCGAUUCGGCACAGUCUUGGCGUGCCCUUCCUUCUUCAUUCGUUGGAGUAUUUCUGUUGUCGUUAGCAGUGUUCUUAUCCGCAUAUUUGGGGAUUUACCAAGAAGAUUUGUAUCGAACUUAUGGAAAACAUUCGGAAGAAGCCAUGUUCUUUGUUGUAAGUUUAACUCUCACAGUAUGGAUUUUUCUAGUCUGGUUGUGGUUUACGUAUUCUUCAGGAUAUAAGGAUGACACAUAUGUUGGGAACACACUCGCAAAAUUUCAGCCUCCCAGUUUCCCCGAUUGCUGAGU